Clunio marinus is the source of this 348-nucleotide messenger RNA. Lineage: Eukaryota; Metazoa; Arthropoda; Insecta; Diptera; Chironomidae. The record is from the annotation of a GenBank genome assembly.
AUGUGGCUAAGUCGAAGAUUUUUUACCGCGAAGAAUAUUUUCUCCAUUAAUCUCAUUAGCGUUUUGAGUCAUUUCUGUGAGAAAUUCAGGAAACAUGAGACGAUUGAAUUGACUGGCAUUCUUAAUUUGAGACAUUAUCCAAUUAUUAGAAAGAAAACAUUCGUUAAUCCUCAAGAAGAAGAAAAAAAUGAAGAAAGAAAAAUUGAAAGUUGUUCAAGGGAAGACGCCUACAAUGUCAUGAAGAAAUAUGUUUUAAAAGAACCGUUGAAAUAUUUCAUGACUAAUAAAACUUUAACUACAUUAUCAAUGAUAUGGAUUGAGGAUAUUUUAACGCUAAUCGAUAGUUAA